GUUCUGGCAUUGCUCACUCUGCAGCUCCCAAUGAGACUUCCAAAGAUCAUCUCGCAUCUCGCUUUGAGCUUACCAUCACCGCUGCUAUCGACCAUGGCGUGGCAAUGCUCCGCAACCUCAAACACCGGUUUAGUUGAUAACCUCAAACAUGCUGGCUUGAUAUCUUCACCGCGUGUUGAGCAAGCCAUGAAAGCUGUUGACCGAGGGAAAUAUGUGGAACUGGAUCCAUACGAGGACAGCCCUCAGCCCAUCGGAUACGGCGCAACUAUCAGCGCUCCUCAUAUGCACGCGUCUGCGUUGCAGUAUCUGGAACCAUUUUUGCGUGAGGGCGAUCAUGCAUUGGAUGUCGGGAGCGGCUCCGGCUAUCUGGUCUCUUGCAUGGCUCGAUUGGUUGGAACGACUGGGAAGGUUGUGGGCAUCGAUCACAUACCGGAGCUUGUAGAAAUGGGAAGGAGAAACAUUCAGGGUGACGAUCCAUCUGUAUUCAGCUAUGCUGAGUUAGUCGUCGGCGAUGGACGACUGGGAUAUGUAGCGGAAGCUCCAUAUGCUGCGAUACACGUUGGAGCGGCUGCGUAUCCUAUCCCUGACCAGUUGAUAGAUCAACUCAAAUCACCGGGUCGGAUGAUCAUUCCCGUCGGAAAGCCUCACGGGCGUCAGGAGUUGAUGCAGAUCGAUAAGGACGAGGAGGGGAAUGUGCAUUAUAAAGAGCUGAUGGGAGUGAUGUUCGUUCCGUUGACGGAUAAGCAUAAGCAGGUUUGAGAAGCAGGUGUACGUAUUUGGGUUGGAAGGGCAGCGGGAGGACGGAGAGAGAACUAUGGUUCCUCUGAGUUUUGGCUCAAUAUAAAAGUGUAGGGUUUUAAGGCAGCGUAUGUAUAUAUCUGUACAUAGUUUCACAAACCUACUGUACUUGUUUCUCAUUCUCGUUGCCCUAGUGGAAUCUGACGGAAAAAACCUU
Messenger RNA from Fimicolochytrium jonesii, 955 nucleotides. RefSeq names its product protein-L-isoaspartateD-aspartate O-methyltransferase. Gene Ontology annotation, biological process: protein modification process. NCBI's taxonomy places the organism in Eukaryota, Fungi, Chytridiomycota, Chytridiomycetes, Spizellomycetales, Powellomycetaceae. Bases 31 to 759 code for a protein of 242 amino acids. The transcript is spliced from 9 exons. Gene Ontology annotation, molecular function: protein-L-isoaspartate (D-aspartate) O-methyltransferase activity. Gene Ontology annotation, cellular component: cytoplasm. The record is from RefSeq and is a predicted model, not a curated record.